AUGGCUGUGCCAAUUUCUACCGUCGCAGAAAGCAAGGAGCUCCGCGGUCUCAACCUCAUUGCGGCCCACUCACACAUUCGCGGUCUCGGUGUCGAUGCAGACUCUUUACAGCCUCGCGGUGCCUCUCAAGGCCUUGUUGGGCAAGAGAAGGCCCGGAAAGCUGCUGCAGUCAUCCUUCAGAUGGUCAAGGAGGGUAAAAUUGCGGGUCGCGCCGUGUUGAUUGCCGGCCCCCCCAGCACUGGUAAAACUGCUAUCGCGAUGGGUAUGGCGCAGUCGCUUGGAUCAGAUGUUCCUUUCACGAUGCUUGCCUCCUCAGAGAUCUUCUCAAUGGAGAUGUCAAAAACAGAAGCCCUGACGCAGGCGUUCCGAAAGUCAAUUGGGGUGCGGAUCAAGGAAGAAAGUGAAAUCAUUGAGGGCGAGGUCGUUGAAAUCCAGAUUGAUCGCAGUGUCACCGGGGGCAACAAACAAGGGAAGCUCACAAUUAAAACUACCGACAUGGAAACGAUUUACGACAUGGGAACCAAAAUGAUCGACUCGAUGACGAAGGAACGUGUGAUGGCGGGCGAUGUUAUUUCCAUCGAUAAAUCUUCCGGUAAAAUCACAAAACUAGGCCGAUCAUACGCUCGCUCGCGAGACUACGACGCCAUGGGUGCAGACACCAAAUUCGUUCAAUGUCCCGAGGGAGAGUUGCAAGUUCGCAAGGAGAUCGUGCACACGGUCAGCCUGCACGAAAUCGAUGUGAUUAAUUCACGCUCGCAAGGAUUCCUGGCGCUCUUCUCGGGAGACACUGGCGAAAUUCGCAGUGAGGUCCGGGACCAGAUUAACACUAAGGUGGCUGAAUGGAAAGAAGAAGGAAAGGCCGAAAUUAUUCCUGGCGUUCUGUUCAUCGAUGAGGUCCACAUGCUGGACAUUGAAUGUUUUUCGUACAUCAACCGUGCCCUCGAGGCUGAGCUUGCCCCUAUCGUCAUCAUGGCAAGCAACCGCGGUCAGGCAAAGAUCCGUGGCACCACAUACACAUCCCCUCACGGCCUUCCUCUCGACUUCCUCGACCGUGUUGUCAUCGUGAGCACUCAGCCUUACUCUGCCGACGAAAUUCGUCAAAUUUUGGCAAUUCGUGCGCAGGAAGAGGAGAUUGACGUUUCACCGGAUGCGCUCGCUCUUUUGACGAAGAUCGGGCAGGAGUCAAACCUGCGCUAUGCCAGCAACAUCAUUACUACCUCACAUCUUUUGAGUCAAAAGCGCAAAGCCAAAGAGGUUAGCAUUGAGGACGUUCAGCGCAGCUUCCGACUCUUUUAUGAUCCCGGUCGGAGCGUCAAGUUCGUCAAUCAGUAUGAACAGCGUUUUAUUGGCGAUCAGGGAGCUGUCAAUUUCUCAGCUGCUGCGAAUAGCGACGCUAUGGAGAUUUCUUAG
Molecule: messenger RNA, 1410 nt
Organism: Penicillium oxalicum
Lineage: Eukaryota; Fungi; Ascomycota; Eurotiomycetes; Eurotiales; Aspergillaceae
Gene: rvb2
Product: RuvB family ATP-dependent DNA helicase reptin
Exons: 3
Coding region: 1-1410 (469 amino acids)
Biological process (GO): regulation of transcription by RNA polymerase II; box C/D snoRNP assembly; chromatin remodeling
Cellular component (GO): Swr1 complex; NuA4 histone acetyltransferase complex; R2TP complex
Molecular function (GO): ATP hydrolysis activity; DNA helicase activity; ATP binding
Source: RefSeq, a predicted model, not a curated record